AAUUGAUAGGAUUUUCUAAUACUUAUCAUUAGUUGUAAUUGUAUUUAUUUGUGGCAAAAUUAUGGUCCAGAAAUUAAGUCAUCGCACAGUAUGGUUGUUGGGUAUUAUUAUUCUGUCUUUGAGUUCCGAGUAUUUGACUACUCUUACAACAAGUACUGCUAAGCCAACCAAAAUGGACAGUUGGAUAUGGAUGUCACCGAAUGAAUGGUUACCAAAGAUAGGACCCACGAACUUAAUCCUAAUCAUAAUACUUAAUCUAAUCAGUAAUUUGAUUUGUUGUGGUUUUCUAGUGUUUAUUGUUUGGAUGAUUCUUCGAAGUGUUGAACAAUUUUAUAGCAAACGAAAACACCAUAACAAUACCGUUUAAUAGGUCCACAAAAAUACAAUG
This is a messenger RNA of Oppia nitens, 388 nucleotides long. RefSeq lists its product as uncharacterized. The transcript is spliced from 2 exons. Bases 62 to 367 code for a protein of 101 amino acids. NCBI's taxonomy places the organism in Eukaryota, Metazoa, Arthropoda, Arachnida, Sarcoptiformes, Oppiidae. The record is from RefSeq and is a predicted model, not a curated record.